UUAUCACUUUUUUACCCCGGACAAUUAAAACUGCAACACAAACGUCGGACAAACGCCACCAUCAUCAGGCACACACUGUUUUCUCAGCUAAAACGAGUCAACUCGGUUUGGAGCUUUAAUUUAUUUGGCAAUUUUGAAGGAAAUCUUAGAGAGCUAUGUAUAACUUCAUCAAUUCCGUCUAGCAAGGAUGCCAGGCAUUCCUCUCGUGGCUCGUGAAACUGCGAAUUGUGUUUGCAAUUGCAGUUACCCUAGAGGUGCAGAUCACAUGUGUCGCCAAGAUCCCCGUGCACAUUUGUCUGCAGAAGAGCAGAUUGCAGCUGAGGCGAGCCUUUCAAUUUACUGCAAGCCAGUUGAAUUGUACAAUAUUCUUCAGCGCCGUGCUGUCAGAAAUCCAUCGUUCCUUCAAAGAUGUCUGCGAUACAAAAUACAAGCAAAACACAAAAAAAGGAUUCAAAUGACAAUCUCGCUACCGUCAAUUGUAAAUGAUGAAUCUAGAAUUCAAAAUUUAUUUCCUUUGUGUAUAAUUUUAGCAAGACCAGUUUAUAGUCCUGCGGUUGUAGAGGAUUCAGCAGUUUAUAAUUACAGUCGAGAAUGUAUAUUGACUAAAUGUACUGGAGAUGAUAGAAUGAACCAAGAUCAAGCGAAUUUUAUUCUCCCCGAGAUCAACAAACUAUCAGCAGAAGUCAAAUCUGGUUCACUUUCUAUUUUGUUUAUCAGUUGUGCUGAAUUGUUUAAGGAGCAUGUGGAAGGGUCAUCAUUCCCAGCUAAUGCUGGAGGCCAAUGCUUACUGGGUAAAAUCCCAAUGGAAUUACUUCAAUUAUCUUGGGAGAAGUCGUUGACAUUGAGUAGUGGGGGGAGAGCUGAGAUGCUGUCGACCGUCGACUUGCAUUCCUGCUUCAUGAAGACGAGCUGUUUCGGAGAAGACAAAUGUUUUUCGUUUCAUAGCCCUCAUGCAGGAGUUACGGCUAUUUCUCAACAACUGCAAGUAAGCAUUGUAGCCGAAGAAGCUGGGGCCAAGGAGAGGUCUCCUUAUGAUUUUUUCUCAUACAACGACGUCCCUUCAUCUACUUUACCUCAGAUUAUUAGGUUGAGGACUGGGAAUGUUGUUUUCAACUACAAAUACUAUAAUAACAAGUUGCAGAGAACUGAAGUGACGGAGGACUUUGCAUGCCCUUUCUGUUUGGUCAAAUGUGCAAGCUUUAAGGGUCUGAGAUAUCAUUUGCCCUCCUCACACGACCUCUUCAACUUUGAAUUUUGGGUAACAGAGGAAUUUCAAGCUGUGAAUGUAUCUGUCAAGACUGAUACAUGGAGGUCUGAGAUUGUUGCAGAUGGUGUUGAUCCUAAGCAGCAAACUUUUUUCCUUUGUUCUAGGGGAUCACGUCGCAGAAAACUUAGGAGCGUAGUUCAGAGUUCAAAGCAUGUCCAUCCCCUCGUCAUGGACACGGAAAUGCCGGGAUCAAUCGUUGAGCUUCGAGAAAAGACUGAUGGUAUAGGAGAGAGUGGGGACCGUGACGCCUCCAGUCCCAGGGUUUCGUCGGCCACAGCUCAUUCAUAUGCAGACCCAGAAUGUAUUCAGUCAUUGCCUGGAAGCAACCUCACACCUCCAGCCUUACUACAGUUUGCAAAGACGAGGAAGUUAUCGAUUGAGCGUUCGGACCCUAGAAAUCGCGCCCUCUUGCAGAAGCGGCAGUUCUUUCACUCACAUAGAGCUCAACCCAUGGCCAUGGAGCAAGUCCUUUCAGACCGUGACAGUGAGGAUGAAGUCGAUGAUGACGUUGCAGAUCUUGAAGAUCGAAGGAUGCUUGAUGACUUUGUGGAUGUCACGAAAGACGAGAAGCAGUUGAUGCAUCUCUGGAAUUCUUUUGUUCGUAAACAAAGGGUACUAGCAGAUGGGCAUAUUCCUUGGGCUUGUGAGGCUUUCUCCAACUUGCACGGACAUGAUCUUAUUCGAACACCAGCAUUACUUUGGUGUUGGAGAUUAUUGAUGAUUAAACUCUGGAAUCACGGCCUUCUUGAUGCUCGCACCAUGAACAAUUGUAAUAUAAUUCUCGAGCAAUUCCAAAACCAAGACGCGGAUCCAUGAAAACGACGUGGCGAUUGUGGACCUUUGGUGUUUUAUAUUUAGGCUUGAGAAGUCAUGCAAAUUCUUAAAUUAACUGUUUAUUUUAUCUUUAUAUCCUUUUAUUAAUUUAUGUAAUUUUACUUUGUUAUUGGAUAGUGCUUUCGAACAUGUAAAAAUGGUUGAUUAUAAUAGGUAUUGAAAUUCAAACACUGUCGUUUGGGUACA
Erythranthe guttata (spotted monkey flower) is the source of this 2287-nucleotide messenger RNA. It is a transcript of the gene EMF2, whose product is annotated as VEFS-Box of polycomb protein. NCBI's taxonomy places the organism in Eukaryota, Viridiplantae, Streptophyta, Magnoliopsida, Lamiales, Phrymaceae. Gene Ontology annotation, molecular function: chromatin DNA binding. Gene Ontology annotation, cellular component: nucleus. The record is from RefSeq and is a predicted model, not a curated record.